AUGCGAUACAAUCAAGUAAAAACAAAUAUUAAAGAUCUUAUCAGAAAUUUGGGUAUACUGGGUCGUUCAUGUUUUGAGUACAUCAGACUGGUGCACAGCGUUUCGUCGUCAUAUAGAUCUUCAAAUAUUUGUAGCACUAAAAUUAUAGCGUAUGGUGAAAUCAUACCAUUCAAAUAUAAGGUUAAUGAACCAAAAGAAAAGUUAGAACUAAUACAAGUCCUACAAUUAAAAUUCCUUUUCGUUCAUUCCCCCUACAAUGAAAUCUUCAAUAUGACUAUAGAAAAGAGGAUAACAAAAAUUAAAAGUAUUUUGAGACUUUGGUUUCUCUUAUAUAGUUUUAAUAGCGCACCGAAAAUUUUUCAUUUCCGGGUAACAUCUACAUAG
Molecule: messenger RNA, 384 nt
Organism: Dujonia railenensis
Lineage: Eukaryota; Fungi; Ascomycota; Pichiomycetes; Serinales; Debaryomycetaceae
Source: the annotation of a GenBank genome assembly